Molecule: messenger RNA, 1650 nt
Organism: Hymenoscyphus albidus
Lineage: Eukaryota; Fungi; Ascomycota; Leotiomycetes; Helotiales; Helotiaceae
Source: the annotation of a GenBank genome assembly
AUGGCCACAGAACAACGAAUUGACAACUUUCAGGGUACUCUUUCUGAGUACGUUGUAUAUCUCGAGACCAAAGUCAAGCAAUUGACAACAGUCUAUUCUCCUCCAUCUUCUCCUCAAUCAGACGUGUGCGACGAAGGAAUCGACAAUUCAGACGCUGGACCUUCGACCCGGCGCAUUGAAUUCAUACCAUAUGAACCCGAUACUCUUCCCCAAUCAGCAAAGAGGCGGAGAAAAUCGAAGCCGAGAUGGCAAAAGGAGAUGGACAACAUGCUACGCGAUAUUCCAAGCGCCGAAGACUGGUCAUCGAAGAGGAGAGCUGUUGGGCUCUCCUCCUUGCCAGAAAUUCUUGUUGCAUUUGAUGCAAUCAUCAAGAAUGUUAUACCAUCUAUCGAACCCACGUCCACCGAAUCAGAUUGUGUACCUGCGCGGUUUGGACCUGCCGAUGCUGCCCUACAGAUAACGAAUAGCUACGCCAAUGGCGUAGCUGCAAUGGAAAUUGGGAGGAAUUUUACAACAAAUAUUGUCAAUUUCUGCACACUGGUCUUCGUAUCGUUAUGCCAUGUCUUAGUGUACCAUGGCAUAGAGAAACGUCGUAUAGAUAUUGUGAUGCAGGCUUGUGUAAGUCAAUCCGAUCCGAAGAACCUUGAUGUUCUCCGGAGGGGUUCGGGCUGGGUCAACCGGAUGAUUUCUACAUUGGUAGCUGGAGGGCUUCGUCACUUAGGGACCGAGAUUUUUGUAUUAUGUGAGUAGAAGGUAUCUCCAGAGCAUAUUAUCUGUCACAGGCUUAUCCGAACAACUUAGGCGGUCGAACGGUCGCACAAUAUGGCCGUUUCGCGGACGCUGGAGAGGAGGGUUCUUCAUAUUUCCUGAGGGAGAUCUCAAAACGCGCACACCAAAGUUCGGAAUUCGAGGUCCACGCAUCUCUACCUUUCUCAAUUCCAUUCUUUAUCAAAACCAUUCUUGGUGAGAUCUAUAGGUGAAAGCCACUACACUCCGAGAAAGUAUGAAGCUAUUCUAAUUUGCCUAGUCUGUCAGAAAUCUGCACUGCUCUCUGCUACGAUCCCAAGUUGCUAUCUGCCGAUUAUUUGCUAUGGCUGGAAAUUUAUCGUAGCAGAAAACUACCUCCACCGCAGAUUGCCGGUAUAAAACCCACAGCAUCUUCAGCCGAAGGUCCCCAUGGUAUUAGUGUCUUCAUGCCAGUAUAAAUGGUGUCAUUGCUAAUUAAUUGUGACAGGCCCCGUCCAUGAUUAUGGGACUGCUAGGGGAACGGAAGUUCCUCCUAGUAACAUUAACUCGAUAGAUCUGCUGUUGGCAGCCGCAGGGCAGAAAGACUACUUUAGGGGGGCCGAUCAGCUAGAAUUGGACAGUAGUUUACCUGUUGUGGAUGGAAUGGGACAUAUUAAUGAAAAGGCUACCACUGAACAAACCAGAGCUUUUAGAGUUGGUUCUGUCAACGGCGAUGUGUUAGGUAACGAAGUUUUAUCAUACAAUACAGAGUCGCGAGCGCAGGAGUUAUGUUGGCCCAUUCCUGAAGAAUUUGUCUAUGGCAGACCGAGUGUGGUGCCGGAGGGAUGGCAGAUUCCUGAGGAGUUUGCCUAUGGCAGACCAAAUAUGGUGCCAGCGGGAUGGCAGAUUCCUGAGGAGUCCUGA